Molecule: messenger RNA, 1044 nt
Organism: Cryptotermes secundus
Lineage: Eukaryota; Metazoa; Arthropoda; Insecta; Blattodea; Kalotermitidae
Product: elongin-C
Exons: 5
Coding region: 371-721 (116 amino acids)
Biological process (GO): ubiquitin-dependent protein catabolic process
Cellular component (GO): elongin complex
Molecular function (GO): protein-macromolecule adaptor activity
Source: RefSeq, a predicted model, not a curated record
UAGGCAAAUUCCAGGAUAGUACCUUGAAACAGACAUAACCGCUUCCUUCCAUAUCCUUACAGAUUUAUCAUUCCAUAGGAAGCACUACUUCCUCUGAAGGAAUAAUCGUACUUGGAUCAUUAAUUCAGACGUCCUGUAGUGUAAUUCCAAAACGAGUAUAAGACAAGACAGUCAUCUUGGUCUUUGGAACGAAACAAGACUUCAAAAAUUGGUAAUGUAUUUGACUACGUAGUAACUUGAGCACGCAUGAAGCGCAUGAACAUGAGCAGCACCAGCUAUGUAGAAAUCUAGAAAGAAGAAUCCUCAUCACUCUCAUUCGAGCUGUAGUAACGACUGGUUGGUUGUAUUCUCAGUAUACAUUGGCAAAAGAAUGGCAGAUAAUCCUCAGGAUACAGAAAAUCAGUAUGGAGGAUGUAUGGGACCUGGAGCUAUGUACGUGACAAUUACUUCAGCUGAUGGCCAUGAAUUUAUUAUAAAACGUAAAUAUGCCGAGGCAUCAGAAACAUUCGAAGCCAUGAUUGGUGGUCCUUCUGAAACUCCUGAGAAUGAACCCUUGCGUGUAGACAUGAAACGUUAUCAGUCGCAUGUGUUGCAAACGGUGUGCACGUACUUGAUAUACAAAGUGUACUACACAAAUAGUACUACUGAGAUUCCGCUAUUUCCCAUUGCUUCAGAAAUGUCUCUAGAACUUGUGGACGUAGCGAACUACUUAAAUUGUUAAUUUAUUGCUGGAUAAUCAAAUGUUACUUAACCUUCUUAUGUGCAGCGCAUGUUCUAGCAUCUACAUUCUUGGAAUAUCCCCGUGUGCCUUACAUGUGCAUUAAAUGAUAAAUUUGAAAGAUUUGCACGAAUAAUCAGAAUUUCCCUAAUUGAGCAUGAGUAAUUGUUUUGACAUUUUGAAAUGUAUCCUUGAUAUUUGUUUUAAUUUGUGUGGUGUUAGUGAUACAUUCCUCAUUUGGAUGAUUGGAUAUAUCCAUUAUUGAUGAAUGACAUUGUGUUGAUUUAAUUCUUGAAUAAAUUUAUAUACGGAAGUCAUGCUAUUAA